AUGGCAGGAAAAGGUGAGUUGAGAGAGAGUUUUUUGCAGAAGAAAAGUGAUUCAGAGAUAAUUGAAAAUGAAGAAUCAGUUAGGAAAAGGAUAUGGGAAGAAAGCAAGAAAAUUUGGGUGAUAGCAGGACCUGCAAUACUCACAAGAUUUUCAGCAUUUGGCAUAUAUAUUGCAAGUCAAGCUUUCAUUGGGCAUAUUGGUUCCACAGAACUUGCUGGAUAUGCACUUGUUAUCACUGUUCUAAACAGAUUUGCAACUGGAAUAUUGAUAGGGAUGGCUAGUGCAUUGGAGACACUUUGUGGACAAGCAUAUGGAGCAAAACAAUACCACAUGCUUGGAGUAUAUCUACAAAGAUUUUGGAUACUAUUGUUUUUGACAACAAUGUUAUUUCUUCCUCUAUUCAUUUUUGCCGCACCAAUUUUUGAGGCAUUAGGCCAAGAAAAGAGCGUUGCUGAAAUGGCAGGAAAAAUUGCACUUUGGUCAAUAGGUUUAGCUUUGGCUAUGGUUGUAUCAUUCACUUGCCAAACAUUCUUGCAAGCACAAAGCAAGAAUGUGAUUAUUGCUUAUUUAGCUGCAUUUUCUGUUGUUGUUCACCUUUUGUUGUCUUGGCUUUUGACUUUUACGUUUGGGUUUGGACUUAGUGGUGCAAUGAUAUCAUUGUUAUUGUCAUCAUGGUUACCAAAUAUUGGUCAACUCAUUUUUAUUAUGACUAAAUGUCAUGAUACUUGGAAAGGCUUCUCACUUUUGGCUUUCAAAGAUCUUUGGCCUAGUGCCAAGCUUUCUCUCUCUGCUGGAAUCAUGAUGUGCCUUGAGAUAUGGUACAAUACAAUUUUGAUUCUCUUAACCGGAAACUUUAAAGAUGCUAAGGUUGCCAUCAAUGCUCUAUCCAUAUGCCUAAACAUCAAUGGAUGGGAAAUGAUGAUUGCCCUUGGCUUUUUUGCUGUAGCUGCGGUUCGAGUGGCGAAUGAACUUGGAAGAGGGAGCUCAAGAGCUGCAAAAUUUUCAGUCGUCAUGACUGUAGUCACAUCGUUUGCCAUUGGAUUCAUUUUUUUCUUGGUAUUCCUAUUCUUGAAGGAAAAACUUGCUUAUGUUUUCACUUCAGAUCGUGCUGUGGUUGAUGCUGUUGGAGAUUUAUCAUUUUUGCUUGCACUUUCAAUCUUAUUGAAUAGUAUACAACCUGUACUCUCUGGAGUUGCUGUUGGAGCUGGAUGGCAAAACAUUGUUGCAUAUGUAAACAUUGGUUGUUAUUACAUAAUUGGUAUUCCUGUUGGAGUACUCAUUGGUAUUGUUUUUGAUUAUAAAAUCAAGGGUAUUUGGAUUGGCAUGUUGUUGGGAAUUUUUGUUCAAACCGUAAUGCUAAUUAUCAUCACUUGCAACACUGAUUGGAAAAAGCAGGUAGAGGUAGCCCAAAAGAACAUCAAUAGAUGGGCUGGCAACAAAACUCAAGAAUCAAAUGGCAGUGGAACAAGUCUCUUAGCUAAUGAAGAAUAG
Messenger RNA from Vicia faba (fava bean), 1491 nucleotides. NCBI's taxonomy places the organism in Eukaryota, Viridiplantae, Streptophyta, Magnoliopsida, Fabales, Fabaceae. The record is from the annotation of a GenBank genome assembly.